CUUCACCUCUUUUGAUGUAAAAGUCUAUCCCUGUCCACUAGUUCAACUUCCUGCAAAUCUAUAAAAAUCCAUGGUGGAAGACACCAGGGUGAUUUUAUUCUUGCCAACCAUUGUUUUAUGGUCAAAUUCUAUCUUAAUUUUCGAGAGGGAUCGAGGGGUAUCUAGCUAGAGAAAAGAAUACAAAGACAAUUAUACCAUAAGCAGAAGAUAGCGAUGUCAAGAGAAACAAGGUUAGACACUGUUCCACUCUUGUCAGUGGCUAUCCAUGGAGAAGAAGAAGAAGAAAUUAGUGACGGAAGUUGUUGGAGUCAAGCUUUGGACCUUGAAGAAGCCAAGAAUCAAAUUUACUUUUCGCUUCCUAUGAUCAUAACUAGUGUUUUUUAUUACUCCAUCACUUUGGUAUCUGUCAUGUUUGCUGGUCACCUUGGAGACCUCGAGCUCGCCGGCGCCACCCUUGCAAAUUCUUGGGCUACCGUCACUGGCUUUGCUCUCAUGGUUGGUGAUGGUUGUAGAGAAGGAAGAACCAAGGGAAGGUGGUGGAAAAGAGUUUUGGAUUUUGGAGAAGCUAAGAAACAAGUAUUGUUUGCAGUACCAAUGGUCUUAUCUAAUCUUUUCUACUUCUGCAUUACUAUGGUGUCUGUUAUGUUUGCUGGCCACCUUGGUGAGCUUGAGCUUGCUGGUUCUACCCUUGCCAAUUCAUGGGCCACUGUCACUGGUUUUGCUUUCAUGACAGGACUAAGUGGAGCACUAGAGACCCUUUGUGGUCAAGGAUUUGGUGCAAAAAUGUACAGAAUGUUGGGGAUUUAUCUCCAAGCAUCCUGCAUCAUUUCUUUCCUUUUCUCUGUUAUCAUAUCAAUCUUAUGGUUCUACACCGAACCGAUACUUGUCUUGCUUCAUCAAGAUCCUGAAAUUUCCAGAACUGCUGCCCUUUACAUGAAGUAUCUCAUUCCAGGUUUAUUUGCUUAUGGCUUUGUACAAAACAUUUUGAGGUUUCUUCAGACACAAAGCAUUGUCAUACCCUUGGUCUUGUUCUCUGUCAUUCCAUUGGGCAUUCAUUUUGGGAUUGUGUACUCUUUGGUAAAUCGGACAAGCCUUGGUUUCAAAGGAGCUCCCUUGGCAGCUUCAAUUUCAAUAUGGAUAUCAUUUCUUUUGCUAGCAAUGUAUGUCGUUUUCGCCAAGAAAUUUGAAAACACAUGGAAAGGAUUGUCUUCUGAAUCAUUUCACUACAUCCUCAGAAACUUGAAAUUAGCCCUUCCUUCCGCAGCAAUGGUUUGCUUGGAGUUCUGGGCUUUCGAGAUUCUUGUGUUCUUAGCUGGAUUGAUGCCAAAUUCAGAAAUAACUACUUCACUGAUUGCAAUAUGCGUGAAUACAGAGAGCAUUGCCUACAUGAUCACCUAUGGCCUCAGUGCUGCAGCAAGCACAAGAGUAUCAAAUGAAUUGGGAGCCGGAAAUCCAAACCGGGCUAAGCAUGCCAUGGCGGUGACUCUCAAGCUCUCUGUCCUUCUUUCUCUUGCAGUUGUCUUGACUUUGGCCUUUGGUCAUGAUGUUUGGGCUGGUUUCUUCAGUGAUAGCCGUUCCAUAAUCAAGAAAUUUGCAGAAAUGACCCCCCUGCUUGGCGUCUCAAUAGCAAUUGAUGCGAUACAAGGCAUCUUGUCAGGGGUUGCCAGAGGAUGUGGUUGGCAACAUUUGGCUGUGUGGGCUAACUUGGGGACUUUCUACCUCAUUGGAAUGCCAAUUGCAGGUGUUCUUGGUUUUAAGUUUAAGCUAUAUGUUAAGGGAUUAUGGAUAGGUUUAAUAUGUGGUCUAUCGUGUCAAGCAAGCACCCUUACGUUGAUUACAUUGCACAGAAAAUGGGCUAAGAUUGAUCUUCCAGAAGACAGGAAUAACGAAAUCUCAAUUCGGGUUUAACUCACGUUUAUUUAAGCAGAGGAAAAA
Theobroma umbraticum is the source of this 1935-nucleotide messenger RNA. The record is from RefSeq and is a predicted model, not a curated record. NCBI's taxonomy places the organism in Eukaryota, Viridiplantae, Streptophyta, Magnoliopsida, Malvales, Malvaceae.